AAAGGACAUGACAUUACAGGAACAGAAGCCCUUCUCAGUUGUCUCAACAAAUCACCCACUUCCUUCCUUCAACAGAAAUGAGUCAUGUUUAGAACAGUUCCCUGAAAAGGUUAAGCUGGGAUCUCAAAAAGAGCUGCCGGUUCAGGUCAAGUUAGAACAGUCAAUCGGCAGAGGAAAGGAAAAUGAGCCCCUGUCAAUACUCCCGGCCACUCUUCCACACUCUUCCUUGAACAGAAAUAGUCUGCAUAUCGAAAAAAUCCCUGAAAAGGUUCACUGUUCGGAUACAAGGAUGAGAGAAAGUCAUCUGGUCUCAUGUGUAGAUGUGGACAAUCACGGAGGAGAGCUCAAAGACAGUUCAGUGACCCCUGUAACUUCCUGCAAUGCAAGUUCAAGAAAUGCAGAUGCCAAACCUCAGGAGGAUAAAGCUUCCAUGGAGCCCCAACCUACUACUUCAAAGAUAAAAGUAUCAGAAACUUCUACCAUUUCUCUGAACCAGCAAAUCCAUUUCAAAGGGAACGGGCAGAAACAAGCUGAUAUUCUGGUUAGGCGUUCGUGUGAGGACAGAAGCUCAAUAGAGCCAGGUGUUACUGAUGGUGCUAGCAGUCAAUUUGGUAUUUCUCCAGAUAUUGAGGUGUGCAUUGGACACCCUUUAUAUAACAUUGAACCUAACAUAGAAAGGAUUCUAUCAGAGGUCAUCCUAACCACCCAGAGGCAUGCACCAGAUGGGAAUGCUGCUAAAAUUGAUGGUUUUGAAACAUUGACGCCAGUGAAUUCCUGCUCACCAUCUUGUUACAUUCGGUAUGAGGGUGCUGAGGGAAGUCCAUACACGCGGGAAGAGACCAUUUCAUGCUGUCUGACUAGGAGAACGAAGCAUACUCGAAAUAUUAGAAGCCUUGUUUUUCACCGUGUACAGUAUUUCUGUAGAGGUAUAGUUGAUCAAUCUCAUUACAUACUUUGCCUUCUUGAGUCUGAAUCACCGGAUGACCAUCAAAUAGCUGUUGAAAUGAUAUCGGGAGAUGAGCGUUUUCACAUCGCUACUCUCCCCACUUCUGAUCAAGCAAAAAAGUUUGUGGAUCAAUUCAUUCUUCUGAUGAAACGGGAUGGCUACACACUAUGCAAUUCUACGGUCUGUAAUGGAUUCUCUGAACUCACACAGCAAUCCACAGAUGUAUCUCAGCCCGACUAUCUGACUGGAGAACAUCCACAGUACCAGGGGUUCUCGCCUUCUGUUGCGAAAACCGUUGUGAUUAAUGAAUGUAAGGAUACAGGUUUUGCAUCGGAGAAGAGGCUCCCAGAUGUACAUGCCCAUGCUCGGCAGCAAGGGAGCCAGCAGUGGGGACUGCUAGAUGUACAUGCCAAUGUUCUGUAUCAAGGGAGUCGGCAGUGGGGCCUGCCAGAUGUGCAUGCAAAUGCCCAGCACGAAGGGAGUCAGCACUGGGGGAUGCCAGAUGCACACAGAAAUGCCAUGCAGCAAGGGAGUACUCAGCAGUGGGGGCAGUCAUAUGCACACACAAAUGCUCCACGGCUAGGGGGUAAGCAGCAACGGGGGAAACCAUAUGCAGACACAAAUGUUCCGCAGCGCAGGAGUAACCGGCAGCAGGGGCAACCAUAUGCGCAUGCAAGUGUUCCGCAGCAAGGGAGUAACCAGCAGCGGUAGCA
Molecule: messenger RNA, 1659 nt
Organism: Triticum aestivum (bread wheat)
Lineage: Eukaryota; Viridiplantae; Streptophyta; Magnoliopsida; Poales; Poaceae
Exons: 6
Coding region: 8-1657 (549 amino acids)
Biological process (GO): regulation of transcription by RNA polymerase II
Cellular component (GO): SAGA complex
Molecular function (GO): transcription coregulator activity
Source: RefSeq, a predicted model, not a curated record